GUGAGGGCGGAAACAUGUCCUAUCAGGCUUCAUGACGUCAGUUGCCCUCAGUCUGGAAGUACAUGUGUUCUAGUGGCAAGGUGACAGGCGAAAUUAUAGAGUGAACCCUGCUGCAGCAGUUUCCAGCAGAAUGCCGGCUGGUGUAUCGUGGUCUCGGUAUCUGAAGAUGCUGGGGGCCAGCACCCUGUCUAUGUUUGCAGGCGCAGAGCUUGUGCACAGAUAUUACCGACCUGAUCUUAGUGUACCAGAUAUCCCACCCAAACCAGGAGAGCUUAAAACAGAACUACUUGGACUGAAAGCAAGAGAAACAAAAACUGAACAAUCAUAGCUGCUACUUUAUCAAACUACAAUGGAGCUGGUUGAUGUGUUGUGUUAUUUAUAUCACACAUUUUAUUUUUUUCAUAAAUAAAAACUUUUUUUU
Pelobates fuscus (common spadefoot toad) is the source of this 421-nucleotide messenger RNA. RefSeq names its product ubiquinol-cytochrome-c reductase complex assembly factor 6. The transcript has 3 exons. Bases 131 to 328 code for a protein of 65 amino acids. Gene Ontology annotation, cellular component: mitochondrion. Lineage: Eukaryota; Metazoa; Chordata; Amphibia; Anura; Pelobatidae. Gene Ontology annotation, biological process: mitochondrial respiratory chain complex III assembly. The record is from RefSeq and is a predicted model, not a curated record.